AUGGAAAAUAUAGAUAAGAGCUUGAUACGCUGGGAAGGACAGUGGAGGAAGUUAGGCAAGAGAUGGAUAUCACUCUGGAACAGCAGACGGGGCCAAAUUUACCCAAAUGAUCCACAUUGGAGGGAAAUGUAUGAUCGUAUUACCCAUAGAGAGGAAGAGCGGAUGGCUGGAAUGUUUGGAGGUGGCUCAAGUUCGUCCAGUGGAACUAGGAGUCACUCUACCUCAGAACCUCAACAGUGCAAGGGUCAAGAAAUGGCAAGUCAAGAAGGUGCAUCCAAAUCACUAGAGGUCGAGAAUGAUAAAGAUAAGCAAAUACAGGAACUGAAAGAGAUGAAUGCUCGACUCUUGGAGAUACUGGAAAAACAGAAUCAGAAUAAGAAUGACGAUGAAGGAAGUUUUAUAAGCGUCAGUUGCCCUGAAGCUUUGAAGGUGAAGAUGGCUACUUUUUAUUUGGAAGGUCCAGCUGACUAUUUGGUGGAAUACCACCAAGGGAAUAGCUCAGAAAUCAGAAUUACUUGGACAGAGUUUGUUGAGAAAAUGAAGAAUAAAUUCUUUCCUCCAGCAUUACGGAGGAUGAAGGAAAAUGAAUUUUUAUUUCUGAAGCAAGCGAAAAUGUCUGUAUUGGAGUAUGCAGCAAAAUUUCUUGAAUUGUCUCGAUUUGCACCUGACUUCGUGAAGAGAAUUGAGAUGAAGGAUGAGGAGUUCAGAAAGAAAAGAAAUGGAGGAAAUUUAAAGAGGGGGAUUCAAGAAGGCAAAAACGAAAUACAGCCCCAAUCAGUUCAGAGGGCUAGCUGGAAUGGCAAGAGGGUAGAACAGAAUGGAAGUGCAAUCGUUGUGGGAAGAAUCAUUAGGCAAAAAUUGUUCGGGGCAGAGGUGUGUUUUAAAUGUAAAAAUGUUGGGCAUCGAAUUAGUGAGUGCCCUUUGUGGAAAGAAUCAGGAAGGAUAGGAGGAAAUAAUAAAUCAGGGAAUAUGUUGAUGCUGGCGGCUGGAGAAGGAAGCUCAAGUCAAGAGUUAAUACCUGAAGGUAUCGGUUAUGUGAAUCAAAUAGAAGAGUGUAAAAAGGAGGAAAAGAAAAUUGAAGAAAUUCCGGUGGUCAGAGAUUUCCAGGAUGUAUUUCCAGGAGAUUUACCGGGACUGCCACCGCAUCGGGUGGUUGAUUUUCAUAUUGAUCUGGUGCCGGGGGCGACACCGAUAUCUAGAGCUCCUUAUAGGAUGGCUCCUGCAGAAAUGGCUGAAUUGAAAAAGCAAUUAGAAGAAUUGUUGCAGAAAGGUUAUAUCCGACCUAGUGUGUCUCCAUGGGGCGCACCAGUAUUGUUUGUGAAGAAAAAGGAUGAUCGCCAAGAGCAUGAAGAACAUUUGAGGGAGGUAUUGGAAAUAUUGCGAAGAGAGAAACUCUAUGCAAAGCUGAGUAAGUGUGAUUUUUGGUUGGAUCAAGUAAUGUUCUUAGGGCAUGUUGUAACCAAAGAAGGUAUAGCAGUGGACCCUGAAAAGAUAAAAGCGGUAAAAGAAUGGCCUGCACCUACAAAUGUUGGGGAAGUUAGAAGUUUUCUUGGGCUUGCUGGAUAUUAA
Beta vulgaris subsp. vulgaris (sugar beet) is the source of this 1569-nucleotide messenger RNA. RefSeq lists its product as uncharacterized. NCBI's taxonomy places the organism in Eukaryota, Viridiplantae, Streptophyta, Magnoliopsida, Caryophyllales, Amaranthaceae. Gene Ontology annotation, molecular function: nucleic acid binding; zinc ion binding. The transcript is spliced from 6 exons. The record is from RefSeq and is a predicted model, not a curated record. The coding region runs from base 1 to 1569 and encodes 522 amino acids.